This is a messenger RNA of Salvia splendens (bonfire salvia), 913 nucleotides long. RefSeq lists its product as uncharacterized. The coding region runs from base 86 to 781 and encodes 231 amino acids. Lineage: Eukaryota; Viridiplantae; Streptophyta; Magnoliopsida; Lamiales; Lamiaceae. The transcript is spliced from 2 exons. The record is from RefSeq and is a predicted model, not a curated record.
CCAAGCAAGCUUUCUCUAUAAUGGAGCAUGGUCGCCUGAAACAGACACAAUCCUAGUGGACACCUUGUUGCGGCUGAAACGAGAAAUGGGAUGGGUUUUGAAGGAGUUCCCUAUCUAUUUUCUCAUUACAGCUGGCCGAGAGAUUGAGAAGAGGUUUGGUGUUCGCUUCUUGGAAGAGGAGCUUUCAGCCCGUGUCCAGGCGCUGCACACUCGAUAUCUCACCUUCAAGGAGGUGGUCAGACAGCCAGGGGCACGCUGGGAUUUCCCGACUAAGUCGGUGACCGCACCCGAGAAUGUUUGGCAGAAGCUAUGCACGCGAAACCCAUUCGCCUUAGCCUACUACCACGAAGAGGAGCCACAUCACCGUAAGCUUGCAUGUUUAUUUGGCAUGGAUGAUGUCAAAGUGGAGGACGAGAAGGAAGUGAUUCUCCUUUCGGAUGGGUCGGUGACCUUGUCCCACGAUGAGCCUAGCUGCUACGAGGUGUCCAGAGCCAUGGAGGAAGUUAACUCCCCUGUGGUUAUCCCACCGGUCACCGCAAGGCGUAAGCUUUUUGGGGGGAUAGAGGAGCCCGAAGACAGAGAAUCAACAACCGAACUGGGAAUAUAUUUCAUUGAUGUGACUUCGGAUGGCCAUUUGCGGACUAGACUGGAAAAGGAUAGGUCCUUGCCAAAAAAACCAUCGAUGGCCAAUGGCGAAGCAAGCACGUCUGUGAGGGUUUCCCACGGAAGCUCAUGUGGUUCCAACUCCCCUAAUAGCUGGUGGCCGAAACUUAAAAACUAAAAUUAGCGUUAUUAUGGGUCUAUAAGUGCACGUCCACCUCUCGUGUUUUGCCUUUUUUCUAUGGACUGUUUUUUGUUAAUCCUAUGGGAAGCAAAGUUCGUGAUUGCAUAAUCCCAGUUAGAGAAGUAUAAU